This is a messenger RNA of Carica papaya (papaya), 1564 nucleotides long. It is a transcript of the gene LOH2, whose product is annotated as LAG1 homolog 2. Gene Ontology annotation, molecular function: sphingosine N-acyltransferase activity. The record is from RefSeq and is a predicted model, not a curated record. Gene Ontology annotation, cellular component: endoplasmic reticulum; membrane. NCBI's taxonomy places the organism in Eukaryota, Viridiplantae, Streptophyta, Magnoliopsida, Brassicales, Caricaceae. Gene Ontology annotation, biological process: ceramide biosynthetic process.
AAAUAAUUAAUCCUUCACGAGAUCUUAACCUCCACCUUCCACAUUUCCGUUGUCUCUCUCUCGUCCGUAGUCCCAGCCAGCAUAUAUCUCCUGUGUCCAUCUCCCUUCUCUCUCUCUCUCUCUCUCUCUCUCUCUCUCUCUCUCUCUGUCUCUGUUUCUCCAGGUUCAUCUUUACCUUUUCUCCGUUGGAAUUAGGGCAAAAAGAAAUCGCAUUAUCCGCCAUGGAAGAAGCUCAGUGCUGGCCAUGUUCGAGGUUCAGCAUUUGAUUUUGGUGGCGGGGAAUCGAGUUUAUCGAUUUGAGGAAGUUCGUUGAUGUGUUGAUGAUUUUAUACUUCAUUGUGAAACCGUGUUGGCAAUUCGGAAAUGGAACCGUUCUGGAGUUCAAGUGGUAGGCCGGAAGGUUGGCACAUAAUGGUCUCUAUCUACUUCGCUUUCAGUUUCAUCGUCGCCAGGUUCUUCCUCGACAGGUUCAUCUUUCGCAGGUUGGCGAUCUGGUUGCUGAAUGCUGGACCUGUCUCGUUGAAGGUUAAUGACACUACACGAGCAAAACUUGUAAAAUGCUCAGAAUCUCUAUGGAAACUAACAUACUAUGCUGCAGCUGAAAUUUUAAUUCUCAAAACUACCUACAACGAGCCGUGGUUCUAUGAUAUAGACCAGUACUUUACUGGCUGGCCAGAUCAAGAAUUAAGGCUUCCGCUUAAGUUCUUUUACAUGUGCCAAUGUGGGUUCUAUAUAUACAGCAUUGCUGCCUUACUCACAUGGGAGACUCGAAGAAAGGAUUUUUCUGUCAUGAUGUCUCAUCAUGUAAUUACUGUUGUCCUGAUUGCAUAUUCCUAUUUUACAAGUUUUUUCCGUAUUGGCUCAAUCAUCCUCGCCCUUCAUGAUGCAAGUGAUGUAUUUAUGGAAGCUGCUAAAAUCUUCAAAUAUUCUGACAAGGAGCUUGGUGCAAGUGUGUGCUUUGGAUUAUUUGCCAUCUCGUGGCUUCUUCUGCGAUUAAUAUUCUUUCCAUUUUGGAUUAUCAGAGCUUCUAGUUAUAAAGUUCGGGACUGCUUGAACCUCUCGGAGCCUUAUCCCAGGUCCCUGUACUACAUUUUCAAUACAAUGUUACUGAUGCUACUUGUGUUCCACAUAUAUUGGUGGGUCUUAAUAUGCGCAAUGAUAAUGAGACAGCUGAAAAAUAGAGGAAAAGUUGGUGAAGACAUAAGAUCCGAUUCUGAGGAUGACGACUAGGUUGAUGACUUUGUUCAGCAUUUUUCAUGUGCUCUGAUGAUGUCUGCCAUGGAAGAGAUUACUUUCGCUUGUUUGUAGGUUUGUCUCUGAACUAGAUUGAUCAUUUACCCGAUGGUUGAAAAUUUUGUUCUACUUCAGUUUUUCAUCAAUACUUCAUGUGGUGAGUUGGGAGGCGGUAGUGCUCAGACCAUCAGGCGAAUCUCUUCUUGUUUUCUUUGAUGUACAAAUAAUAGGCAAUUUCUGUAUAAUAAUUUUCGCUGAGAAAACUCUUGUUUUGAUAUAGAAUUUUUACGGGAAAUGGAAAGGAAUGAAGAGGGGGAAAAAUAGACAGAAA